Messenger RNA from Stereum hirsutum FP-91666 SS1, 663 nucleotides. RefSeq lists its product as uncharacterized. The record is from RefSeq and is a predicted model, not a curated record. The annotation marks the transcript as partial. The transcript has 3 exons. Lineage: Eukaryota; Fungi; Basidiomycota; Agaricomycetes; Russulales; Stereaceae.
GAUGUCUUCAACACUCCCUCUCCCUCCCAGACCUCCACGUGUUCGGAUGCGACACCUUCCAGAACUCAUAUACUCGGUCAUCUUCAGCUCACUGUCAGUACACCUCCUGUACCAGCGCCGCGAAGCCACGACGGAACGACACCAUCUCAACGCACGGAUAUCCAUUCUCGAAGACCUCACGAAACGGCUGAAAACAGGAGAGAAUGUGGAUGAUACCGAGAUUGAGAGGCUAAGGAGGCUUGGGCGAGAGGGUCAGAAGGGAGUGGAUGCGAAUGGUGUGGUGAUCGUUGGAGAUGAGGAUAUUGGAUGGAAGGAAGUGUUUUUGGGGAGGAAGACGGCAGAGAGACCGAGCGCAUAUGAAGAUAUUUCUAACACGGACCCUUCCUCUUCAUCAUCGACUACUAAGUCAUGACAUUGCCUGUCCUUGUCUGUCUUUGUGCUUCAGUUAUGUCUGUCUGCAUCCGCUAGAAAUACAAUCUAUGCCGCGCAUGUAUAGUUUCGGGAGACAUCUUACCGUGUGCAUCUCCACGGGGAAGUGUUCGGUUGGCUCGAGGUAUAAGAUUAUAGAUACCAGCGUGCUACUCUGGAAAAGGCACAACGUAGCCAUUCAUUCGUGACUGCGGUUCGUAUGUCGGGGCACACGACCCGUAUUUUCUGUGCUCA